This is a messenger RNA of Neoarthrinium moseri, 1044 nucleotides long. RefSeq lists its product as uncharacterized. The record is from RefSeq and is a predicted model, not a curated record. NCBI's taxonomy places the organism in Eukaryota, Fungi, Ascomycota, Sordariomycetes, Amphisphaeriales, Apiosporaceae. The coding region runs from base 1 to 1044 and encodes 347 amino acids. The transcript has 4 exons.
AUGGCCGCAGCACCAGCAACAGACAAGCCCACCAUGGACUUGGAUCCCAAGUACGACGACUAUGACUUCCCGACCACCGCCCCCGAGGCCGCCAGCGGCCACCCGGGCCACUUGACCGAGCAGCAAGUUGCCCAGGUCCACCAGCUCCGUCUGCUGCUGGAGCAGGAGGGCUUCACGCAACGUCUGGACACUCUGACUCUGCUACGUUUCUUGCGCGCACGGAAGUUCGAUGUCAACUUGUCCAAGAAGAUGUUCGUCGACUGCGAGAAGUGGCGUGCCGACACCAAGCUCGAUGAGACCGUGCCCACCUGGGAGUACCCCGAGAAGGAGGCUCUCUUCAAGUACUACCCUCAGUACUACCACAAGACGGACAAGGACGGCCGUCCAGUGUACAUUGAGCAGAUGGGAGGCAUUGACUUGACCUCCAUGUACAAGAUCACCACCGCCGAGCGCAUGUUGACCAACCUCGCUGUCGAGUACGAGCGCCUCGCCGACCCUCGUCUGCCCGCCGCCUCGCGCAAGGCCGGCCAGCUCCUCGAGACCUGCUGCACCAUCAUGGACCUCAAGGGCGUCGGUAUCACCAAGGUCCCCCAAGUCUACUCGUACGUCAAGCAGGCCUCGGCCAUGUCGCAGAACUACUACCCCGAGCGCCUCGGCAAGAUGUACCUGAUCAACGCCCCCUGGGGCUUCGGUGGUGUGUGGAACGCCGUCAAGGGCUGGCUCGACCCCGUCACCGUCGAGAAGAUCCACGUUCUCGGCUCCGGAUACCAGAAGGAGCUUCUUGCUCAGGUCCCCGCUGAGAACCUCCCCAAGGCCAUCGGCGGUACCUGCGAGUGCCCCGGCGGCUGCGCUCUGAGCAACGCCGGCCCGUGGCAGGACGCUGAGUGGGCUCGCCCCGCCAAGUGGGAGAAGGCCGCCAAGCCUGCCGAGACUGUGGUCAACGAGCCUGGCAAGGACACCGCCGUCCCGGAGGGUACUAAGGAGGUCCCCGUGACGGAUGCUGCUGAGGGUGCCGCUGCCCCGGCUACCGCUCCUGCCUCGUAA